Messenger RNA from Nematostella vectensis (starlet sea anemone), 447 nucleotides. Its product is annotated as integumentary mucin C.1. Lineage: Eukaryota; Metazoa; Cnidaria; Anthozoa; Actiniaria; Edwardsiidae. The transcript has 3 exons. The annotation marks the transcript as partial. The record is from RefSeq and is a predicted model, not a curated record.
AUGUGCCAUUAUUACAGAAUCUUCAAUUACUAUGUUCUUUACUGCGUGUACCCCCCUCAGCCAAUCCUGGAUACUUUCCAGCCCACCGUCAUCACUACAUAUGGCUACUAUACCAACCAACUGCACUUCUACCAUCAUCACCUCACCGCUACUAAAGCCACAGUCACCACCAUCACAGCUACCACCAUCGUCACAAUGGUCUUCAUCUCUGUGAUCAACACUACUGCUACCAUCUACUACUACUACUACUACAAUACCACAAACACCGCUAUUCUACUGUCACCAUCACACGGCCACACCCACCACCAUCCUUAUAAUGGUCUUCAUCAUCUAAUCAUCAUCAUCUCCACCACCAAUAUCAUCACAACCACUACUCCCACCACUACCACCAAUAUCAUCACUACUCCCACCACUACCACCAAUAUCAUCACAACCACUACUCCCACC